Messenger RNA from Vanessa tameamea, 4254 nucleotides. RefSeq lists its product as uncharacterized. The coding region runs from base 145 to 3906 and encodes 1253 amino acids. The record is from RefSeq and is a predicted model, not a curated record. Lineage: Eukaryota; Metazoa; Arthropoda; Insecta; Lepidoptera; Nymphalidae. The transcript has 29 exons.
CAAUUCACAAAUUCAUUCACCAGUCAUUCAUAAACGUAGAAGAAAGAAAAUAUCUUUGAAUGGGCAGAGAAAAUUAAUAGUGUAAAAUAAUGAUUUCUCGUUAAAAUUUGCGUCUAAUAUUUUGCUAUAUACAAAAACUUCAAUAUGGUAACUAUAAUAAAGAAUCAACUGCUGAAACAUCUAUCGAGGUACACAAAGAAUUUAUCACCAGAGCAGAUCUCUCUCUCAGCUCUAAGAGGGUCUGGCGAGCUGCAAGAUCUAACACUAGAUGAAGAUUUGUUAACUGAUUUGCUGGAACUUCCUGGCUGGGUGCGGUUGACCUCAGCGAGAUGCAACCGAGCGUCAUUCAGGAUACAGUGGACCAAACUUAAAACAGUUCCUAUUGUAUUGAAUCUAGACGAAGUGCACAUCGCUCUAGAAGUAUGUACAGAGCCUCGCGUCAUGAACCCGGGCUCGGCUGGUGCCAUGCCCAUACCGGGGAAAUACAGUUAUAUACACAAGGUAAUAGAUGGCAUAUCCGUGGCUGUGAAUCAAGUUCAAAUAGAGUUCAAAUGUGACGCCUUCACCAGUAGUGUUCAGAUCUCUAGGGUGACCGUGGAAUCCAGAACACCAGAGGGCAGAAAGGGUGAUCUAAGACUGACUAGAAUCAAAUCACCUGACACUGGCCAAUUACUUAUAUUUAAGGAAUUAGAAUGGCAAAGCGCCCGAAUAGAGGCGAAGGCCCACGGCGUUGCAGCAGCCAACCUUCCUCCUCUGCGGCUGCUACUCGGGAAUACGCACUGUCGGAUAGUUAUUAAGAAACGGUUAUCUGACUGCGCCGUGCUGGGGUCACGCCUGGUGCUUCGCCCGGAGCCGCUAGCGUGGGCGCUGACGGACGGACAGCUGCGCGCCGCGCUCGCCUGCGCCGCCGCGCUCGCCGGGCCCGUCCGCCGCGCCACCGAGCAGGCCACGCGCACCAAGGCCGCGCACAAGAUCGAAGAACCCCUUGAUCAGAUCCACAGCCGUCCAACGUCUGGCGAUAAAGACAUAUUAGCUCGUAUGUUCGCGAAACAUGACGUCAGAGAAACCUCCUACCAUUUGCUUGCGCCGCGGAUAGACCUGCACUUGUGUGACGAUCCUGGACUGGGUAGAUCAGAAAUGCCGCAGCUUGCGAAUGGCGGGGCGCUACAAGUGACUCUCGUCAGUAUGCAAGCCGACUUGUUCCCUUACCAUAAAGCUUCCAACGAUAGACGGCACUGGCGAGGAUAUAGGGAAGCGGCCACCCCUCACAGUCAGUGGCUGUCACAAGCAUUGUCUUCCUUCUGCACUACUCUGCUGGAAACCUUGGAUCCUAGACCCAUGACACCUAGUGCCAAGACGAGUCAGAGCGAGCGCGGCGACGAGCCCGUGGGCAACGGCGUCCCGCCGCGCGCGCCCGCCGCGCCCGCUGCGCCCGCGCCGCCCACGCCCACCGCCGCGCAGGCCUCGGCCGCAUCACCCACUAGAACGAGAAUACUUCAGCAGCUCGGCAAGUUGAUGACUACUUGUCUCAUACUCAGGAUAGACGAUUUCACCGUUUAUAAGGUAUCGACAGGAUCCAAGUCACGCGAAGCGCCGCGGCCUUUGGUGAGCGCGGAAAAAGCGACCUUACCGGGCGACGCUGGCCUGCUGCACGCUGAACUCACAUUUUUCUACUACCCUGGGGAUGUUUGUUUUCCCGUGCCGUCCCCGAAGCUGUACGUGCAGCUGAGCCCGGUGCGCGUGUCGGUGGACGUGCCCAGCCUGCUGUGGCUGGCCGCCUUCCUGCCGCACGUGGGCGCCGCCGUCACCGACCACGCGCCGGCCGACGACUCCGCCGCCUACAUCGACGUGCGCACCGAGGCCAUCAUGCCCAAGAUUGUUCUAGAAGCUGGCCCAGAGCACGUGUCGCAGCAACGAGAUCGACCCAAGGAGCUUCACAUAUGUACAGCGAGGGCGACGUUUACUAAUGUUCGAGAAUCACCCAGAGCCAACACGGCUGGUACGAGAGCAGAUCUUGCGUCUAUAAUAGCUGCAAUACGAAGGACGACGGUACAUCGAGGACAAUUCCCUUGUUCGUCCGACGACAUCGACCCUUUGCAUGAACAGUUUUUGCUGCAUGCCGAUAACCUGGACGACGUGGAGCGCGGCGCGGGCGCGGCGGCGGAGCGCACGUGGCGCGAGAGCCGGCGCGUGUGGUGCGCGCGCGUGGAGCCGCUGUGGGCCGACUUCUGCGGCGCGCGCGCCACCGCCUGCAAGCCCUCGCCGCUGCUGGACGCCACGCCGCUCACCGCCUGGGUGUGCUUCGAGGAGGGUUUCUCUCGGAUCUGGGUGAUAGGCCGGACGUGCGGAUUGAGCGGGAUCCAGCUCAAUCAUUACCAGCUCCUGUUCCUUCUGCGACAGAUGGAACGUAUCAGUGAGCUGACGGCGUGGCUGGCUCACCAGGCUAGCAGGAUGCCGGAAGCUGACCAGGGGUCGUUGGUAGUCGGUCUUGUUGUUCCAGCAGUAGAGGUGACACUGGUUUUACCAACUAAUUGCCCGGGACAAGAGUCUUCCAGGGAUCUAGAUAGUGUACCACUAGAUUCAUCCAGCCUCAAUGAUAUGAAAUUAGGGUCGGACGCAACAAUGGCUCCCUCUAUGCUGGACCGAGAUAGCGGCGUGCUAGCCACACAGGGUACCAUUGAAGUGUGCACCGCUCAGCCUCUGCCCGCUGACGAGAUACAGCCGCCUAGCCCUGGGUUGAAUUUUAGUGGUUUCUCGUCGAUGCGGCGCGGGCUGACGUCGCUGGUGACGUCGCUGGACAGCGCGCUGACGCGCGACGACGCGCGCAGCGACGCCGCGUCCACGGCCAGCUCCGACAGCGAGCGGUACGUCGUGGUGGGGCUGGCGGCCGAGUCGCCCGACGACGCCGACGUCGCCUUCAGGGAAUUCGAACACGGGCGGUUAUCGAGUGGUGUGGAGGUGGCGUCGGAGGUGGUGGAGCGCUCGUCGUCCCCCAGCGACCACUCCAUCACCAGCUCCUGCAAGCGACGCGACAUGAUAUCGACGUGCACAUUGCGUUUGAACAACAUAUACCUCGUGCAGCAAAGCGCGAACGCUAAGUCCUGCAUGCGGUUUGUGGCAGAUGACCUCAAGACUGACGAGUGCUCUUCCAUACCUUGGGAUGAGUUCCAGAUUCGACUCAAGAAUAAGUUUUCCAUGCGCGCCCGAGCCUGGUCGGAGCCCGCGACGGGUGACGACGACCUGCGACCUCGCGAGACGCCGCGCGUCGCAGCGAGGCUACUGCGGACUGAACUGCCGAGAGCUGUCAAUGAAAUGGGUGAGCCCGUAGGUCUAGCUCCGUACGAGGAAAUACUGGAAGCACGCAUCAGAGAGUUGAGCAUCGCUCUCAACAUGAGCACGGCCCUGGCGCUGUCCGAGUUUAUCGAGGACGAGGUGGUGAUACCGCCCAUGCCUCUGGAGGUGCUAAUAGAAAACGUUAAAUUACAUCUAGUCGAAGACAGACCGACUCGCUCCAUAUCUUCGCCGCCGCCACAACCUUUAGACCUGGAUCUAACCACUCUACGAUUAAACCGAGACACUUCAGGCGUUGUCCACCUUGGACCCACCGUCUCUUCGAGAACUGUCUCCCCGAGCAGUCCACCUCCGGAACUGCAGAUGGCGAUGGAGGAGAUACAAAGAUUGAACGAGGAAAAUGAGGAUUUGAGGAAAAGGUUGGCCACGUUGAAUAGGAUAGCUGAGGAUAAUCGAGAUUUGAGGGCCAAAGUGGAGGAGGCGAGCGCGCUGCGGCAGUGCGUGCACGCCGCGCAGCGCGACGCGGCGCGCCUGCUGGCCGACAAGCACGAGCUGCUGGAGGCCGUGCGCCUGCUGCAGGAGCAGCUGUCGGGCCCGUGCCGCGGGAAGAGAUAGCGCUCCCGCGGCGGCGCUCAGGCCUGCCUCGACUGCGCCGCCUGCACCGCCUGCUGCGGACAGCGACUGUAGACGCGCGGCCGGCCGUGGCGCUGCUGUAGCCGUCUGCUGGUCGACUGUCGUGAGACUGCCGAGGAUUCAAUGUUGCCAACCUUAUUAAAUUACCCUCAAACAUCAUGCUUGACCUUAUCCCAUUCAUUUGGGAUUGACGCAGUGGCUUAUAAAACUGCAUGAAAAAUAUUUAAUAGAUUGACGUUAACCAACCCUGAAAGUUUUUACGAUAGCCAACAGUUGGCAUGUGGUGGCGCUAUACUACUGCCGGAAACGACACGGCGAAUACCACAAGAA